AUGGGCAGUGAUCAUUACUGCUUGAGGUGGAACAAUCAUCAAUCCAACCUUCUCGGGGUGUUUGCCCAAUUGCUGCAGGACGAGAGUCUGGUGGACGUGACGCUCGCGUGCUCCGACGGUGCCACCAUCCGAGCCCACAAGGUUGUCCUCUCGGCCUGCUCCUCGUACUUCCAGUCGCUGUUUCACGACUUCCCGGCCCGGCACCCGAUCGUCAUCCUGAAGGACGUCCACCUGGCCGAGCUGCGCUCGUUGGUCGACUUCAUGUACAAAGGGGAGGUAAAUGUUGAGUACUGUCAGCUUUCGCCACUGCUAAAAACGGCCAAAUCGCUCAAGGUCAAGGGUUUGACGGAGAUGACCAACCAGAGCAGUCCGCUGACGGAGACGAGGCUAGAUCCCGAACGGCUGAGAGCACACAGCAGCAGCAGCAGCAGCGGAAGCGCAAGUCAUGGGCACGUGGGUGGCAGCGGCACCGGUGCCGGUGCUACAGCGGCCCUCACCGCCACCACCACCGAAACCAUGCUCCUGCCGACCAACCUGUCGAGGAGUUCACCAACUACGACGACGACGGCGGCUGCGAGUGCUACUACGGCCACCGCUACGACGGCCGCAGCACAGACAGCGACGUCAAGUUCGGCGGCGACGGCGACGACCAUGACAACAGCCGCCACUACUAUGACCGCCACCACCAGCAGCAGCAGCAGCAGCGGGCGUCUAACCGUGAGCAACAGCAGUUCCUCCUCUUCUUCGUAUACCACCACGACGACGGUCAACACCUCCACUACCAGCAGUAGUCGCAGCCAGCACUACAACAGUUCUAGUGGCGGCAGCGGUGGCGUUACCGACCUCUCGACCGCGCUCAGUAAGAGCCGCCUACAGGAGGAAGAGGACGACGAGUCGCUCCAGACACCGCACACCGCGUCGGCUAUCGGUAGUAGUUCCCCGUUCACCUCGAUUGCGGCCCUGGCCAGCAUCAUCACCAGCCCGCAGUCACGGCUAAUACGACGAACCUCUCCAACGACGCAACAACGACACCGGCUAGUGAUACAGAGUCCUCCGCCUGCACCUGGUGGCUCCGGCGGCGGUUCCGGCGGCGGCGGUAGUAUUCUACCGUCCCAGCUGGCCGUAGCAGUCAUCAGUAGCGGCGGCUCUACUGCUGCCCUGGACGACGCAGAGCUCGUCUCUCGGAACGAUGCGCCGCCGGUGGACGAAGAGAACGUGGACGAAGACCCGAGUGGUGGCCGUCAUCAUCGACGUAGCGGCGGCCGAUCGAAGGAGUUGGAGCUGGUCGGUCCCAUUACUACGACCCCGGCGCAGCUCCCUAGCGGAGAUGAGGAAGCCAGCAGUCGCCAUCACCAACACCACCAACAGACGGCAUCACCCCGUAGUCGAAGCAAUAAUCUCGGUCUGGUGAUAGAGGGAGAUGCCCGGCACUACGAGAGGCCACCGGAACGUUUGCUGCGCCUACCGGACGAUGGGUACGACGACGAUGACGGUGGUGGUGGCGGCGGCGUCAAGGAUGAGACAGUCCCGGCGGCGAAGGUGGCCGAUGGGAUCGCUACGGCGGCGGCGGCGACGGCGGCUGAGACCACCGCUGCUGUCGACCAGCGGCUCCCGACUGACGCCGAUGAGGACGACGGCGAGGAGCGUCAUCAACGACACCACCCCAGCCACCACCAUCAUCAGCCUCAGCCCCAGCAGCGGCUUCUGCUGCGAAAUGUGAUCGAGGACGAUGAUGAUCAGGAAGACGACGAUCGGGAGGAGGCAGAGGAACACCACGAAAGGCCGGCGGCGGCGGGAGAGGAGGACGAUGAGGAUGAGGACGAGAGUGAUGAUGUGGCCACCGCCGGCCACCUCUUGGCGGCGGCGGCGGUAGUGGCUGUGGCCGCCCAUGCUGACGCGCAUCACGAGCCGCCACCACCACCCCCGGUCGACGGGGAGGUGGUGGAGGGCGAAGAGGAGGAGGACUGCGGGGAGGAUGUUGACGAUGAUGACGAUGAACCGCUGGAUGAGGAUGAAGAUAACGAUGAGCCGCACGAUCUGCACAUCGGUAGCACCGCCGCUACGACCACCAGCAGCGGCAGCAGCAGCAGUAUCCUUGGCUCGAGCCGUCACCUACUGCACCUACCACACCACCACAACCACCAUCACCAGCAGCAGCAGCAACAUUUGGUGGCCACCGUGGCUCAUAGCAGCGAUCUGAUGGCCACGAAGCUGCUUCGUACGGCUGAGCACCACCAUCAGCACCAUCAUCGGCCCCAGCAGCGACGUCGGCGCUCGUCCGACGACGAGCAUGACGCGCAUCACCAUCAGCACGGAGGCAACAAACCCGGCAAUAAUAAUAACAACAACAACAACAACAACAACAACAGUAGUAGCUUCAGUAACAACUCCGAGGACGAAUACGAGCCGCCGGUGAAGAUCAAGAGCGAAGUUGACUUUUCGGCGUUUUCGGGCCUCAACAUGACGCUGAAUGCGGCCGCUGCUGCGGCGGCUGCGGCGGCCGCUGCCGCAGCCAACACGACGGCACCCGGAAGCAGCCUUUCGGCGACGCUGAAUGCGGCGGCUGCCGCUGCCGCCGCCGCAGCCGCCACCCGAAGCAGCAACGCGUCGCGGCGUGUCUGUGAGCAGACGGCGGCCGCGGCGGCUGCAGCAGCCGCCGCCCUGGCCGUCUUCAACGCUAGCGGUCUUCAGGGCAGCCCGCUGACCACCGAACCAAUCGCUGGACCGUCCGGUAUCAUGGGACCGGUGCAGCAGGUACCUCUGUCGCUGAAGAAGGAGAUCGAUUGGGACCGGGGCGACGACAAGUCGUCCGGCGAGAGCUCGCUGGACUUUCGCCACCCGCACCACGACUCGAACCUGGGCAGCUUUCUGCUGGGCUCGACGGGCGGCUACCCGCGGUCGGGCAUGAAGUCGGCCCCACCGUCGACCGGCAUCAUCGGAUUCCCGGGUGGAGCCGCACUCGGUGCGAUCCCGUUCGUCUUUCCGUUCGCGCCCCUCGGACUCGGACUGUUCGAAACGGACCCGCAGCGGCUGCUCGCGAUGCUCCAGCACCAGUCGGCCCUGGCGGAGGAGGCCCUCCGCUACCGGAGCCUGCUGCUCGACGGCCCUGCGACUUCCGGUUCCGGCGGUGGUGUUGCCGCCGGUUUGCCGUCGACUGCGGAAGACUGCAAGCAGGACCACUCGCUCGAGCUGAACCACCAUCAGCACCACCACCACCACCACCAGCACCAGCACCAGCACCGACCGACGGUGAAUCGGGCAUCGACUGCCACGGGACUUCCGGCGACGAUCAUUCGCGUCCGGGACGGGCUCACCAAGGAGGCCUUCCGGAGCCGGAUGGCCGAUGAGGAACUGCUGCUACAGAAGCCCCCCGCAAACCUGACGGCAGCGGCUUCGGUUAGCGGGACCACUGAGUACGGUUCGCCACGGUCGUUUCCUGCGAUCGCCGGCGCCGCCGUCGAGAAGGUCCCAGCACCGUCACCGGCAACGCCGACGCUGCUGGCGGAUCCGGACAACACCAAGUGUCACAUCUGCAUGGCGAACUUCCCUUCCGCGUGGCUACUCGAGCAGCAUUCGGCCCUGCAGCACCCGCACCUCACGAUCCACGACGACAAGCCGUACCACUGCGGGCUGUGCGGGCAGCGGAGCCGCUACGCCUGCUGCCGCUACCGCACCGUGCUGUCGGGUAAGCCUGGCCAGCGCUCGGAGCUCGGUGGCGGCGCCGGCGUGGAUGGUGGUGGGGCAGGGUUGGCCGGCGGCCGGAGCCGGGUGCCGGCGGACAAGCUGUUCACGUGUGACGUAUGCGGCAUGCAGUUCCGAUAUCUGAAGUCGUUCAAGAAGCAUCGCCUCAACCACGCCCUCGAACGGCUCCACGGCAAGAAGGGUACGGUCGGACCGGCGGUGCCCGGUGGCUGUGGGCUUGCGUCCAGUCCCCGUCCCAGCCAUGGGCCCGACAGUGAACCGGCCGUGUCCAGCACGAACCCGGAGGUUCCGGACGGUUCCGCCAUCGCCGUCGCCGAUCUACGCGGUCUGCUCGAGGGCGCAAGGGUGGGUGGUGGCCGGGGAGCUAGCGAGGAGCAGGACGAUACGGUGUCGGACUCGGUACCGGUCACGACGACCGCCGGACCGGUGGACGACACCCAGCCCAAGAUCACCAGCAGCAGCAGCAGCAGCAGCGAAGGUAGCGGCAGUGACAGCAGCAGCGACAGCAACAGUCCCACCAACACCACCAGCACCAGCACCAGCACCAACAGCACCACUACCAGCACCAUGGUCAAUCACCAGCUGGUGCCGUCCGUCGGCUGUCAGGGAUACUCCAGCAACGCCAGCGGAAGCGGAAGCGGAAGCACCACGGGAUCGGCUCUGCCCGCCCAGCUGAAGCGCGUUCCUCCUCAUCCGCACGAGCAUCAGCACUCCAUAGGCCUGAGCGUUCGCUCGAUGGAGGCAGAGUCCAGCAGCGCACAGCACCAUCAACAGCAGCACCAUCAACAGCAGCACCAUCAACAGCACCAUCACCAGCAACAGCAGCAGCAGGAGUCACUCAGCCACACGCUAAACAGUCUGAUCAACGCUGAAACCAUACCGCACCACCGGCUGCUGGGGCUGGACCCGCAGGAGGCCUCCAUACUGAACUUUCUGCGCGUGGACGCGGCCGAGAAGCAGCGCGACCGGCGCUUCGCCUGCCCAUUCUGUGGCAAGUGCGUGCGCUCGAAGGAGAACCUGAAGCUGCACGUCCGCAAGCACACUGGCGAGCGGCCGUUCGUCUGUCUGUUCUGUGGGCGCGCCUUCGGCGGCAAGUCCGACCUGACGCGCCACCUGCGCAUCCACACCGGCGAGCGACCGUACCACUGCGAGGCGUGCGGCAAGUGCUUCGCCCGGGCCGACUACCUGUCGAAGCACCUGACCACGCACGUCCACCAGAUGUCACCGCGCCCGUGA
This is a messenger RNA of Anopheles cruzii, 4938 nucleotides long. RefSeq lists its product as uncharacterized. Gene Ontology annotation, cellular component: nucleus. Lineage: Eukaryota; Metazoa; Arthropoda; Insecta; Diptera; Culicidae. Gene Ontology annotation, molecular function: protein binding. Gene Ontology annotation, biological process: regulation of transcription by RNA polymerase II. The coding region runs from base 1 to 4938 and encodes 1645 amino acids. The transcript has 10 exons. The record is from RefSeq and is a predicted model, not a curated record.